AAAAAAACCCCAGAAACACCUACACCCCCAUCUCCUCUCUGUGUUCUGUAUCAAUUCCGCUCCAAUUCGACGGUCGUAAAUAUAUGGAUGUAGAGGGAGGCGGUCGCCACGUGAUGAUCUUCGACGACGACUCCAACGCCUGCCACUGUACGAGAGAGCUGGACAUGGGAGACCUCACAAUGACCUUCAAGGAGGACCAGAAGGCCCCCAAACUACCCAUCCCUGGCAAGCGAAACAUCCUCAUCACCAGCGCCUUGCCUUAUGUCAAUAACGUCCCCCACCUCGGCAACAUUAUCGGCUGUGUGUUGAGUGCCGAUGUCUUUGCACGCUACUGCCGCCUUCGGGGGUAUAAUACCGUGUACAUAUGCGGAACUGAUGAGUAUGGGACAGCCACAGAGACCAAAGCUAUGGAAGAGAAGUGUAGCCCCCAAGAGAUCUGUGACAAAUAUCAUGCCAUUCAUAGGGAGGUUUAUGAGUGGUUUAAUAUAAGCUUUGAGAAAUUUGGGCGCACAUCAACACCACAGCAAACGGAAGUAUGCCAAGAGAUUUUCAAGAAGCUGUUGGAGAACGGUUGGCUUUCAGAGAACACAAUGCAGCAGCUUUACUGUGACACAUGCAAGCGGUUCUUAGCCGAUAGGCUCGUGGAGGGGACAUGCCCAACUCAAGGCUGUGACUAUGGUUCUGCACGAGGAGAUCAAUGUGAGAACUGUGGAAAGCUUUUGAAUCCGACAGAACUAAAAGAUCCUAAAUGCAAGGUUUGUAAGACAACUCCAAGAAUUCGUGAUACAAACCACUUGUUUUUGGAACUCCCUUCGCUCAAGGAUAAAUUGGAGGACUACAUAAAUAGAACAUCAGUGGCUGGGUCCUGGAGCCAGAAUGCCAUUCAAGCAACAAAUGCAUGGCUCAAAGAAGGGCUUAAACAACGAUGUAUUACCAGGGAUCUAAAGUGGGGGGUUCCGGUCCCACAUGAUAACUUCAAGGACAAGGUUUUCUAUGUGUGGUUUGAUGCUCCUAUUGGAUAUGUCUCAAUUACUAAAUGUUACACCGAUGAUUGGGAGCAAUGGUGGAAGAAUCCUGAGAAUGUGGAGUUGUAUCAGUUUAUGGGCAAGGAUAAUGUGCCAUUCCAUACAGUCAUGUUUCCGUCCACACUUCUUGGAACUGGUGAAAAUUGGACUUUGAUGAAGACUAUUAGUGUUACUGAGUACUUAAACUACGAAGCAGGAAAGUUUUCUAAGAGCAAAGGCAUAGGGGUUUUUGGAAAUAAUGCAAAAGAUACAAACAUUCCUGUGGAAGUAUGGAGAUAUUACUUGCUAACUAACAGGCCUGAGGUAUCAGACACAUUAUUUACAUGGGCUGACUUGCAAGCAAAACUGAACAGCGAAUUGCUGAAUAAUCUGGGCAAUUUCAUAAAUCGAGUUUUGAGUUUUGUUGCCAAACCUUCAGGUCAAGGGUAUGGCUCCAUUAUUCCAGAUGCUCCAAGUGCAGAAUCAGAUCCUUUGACAGAGAAACUAGCUGAAAAAGUUGGUAAAUAUGUGGAGCAAUAUAUAGAAUCAAUGGAGAAGGUUAAACUAAAGCAAGGACUCAAAACAGCAAUGAGCAUUUCUAGUGAAGGGAACGCAUAUCUGCAAGAAAGCCAGUUCUGGAAGCUUUACAAGGAGGACCAACCUCGUUGUGCUGUUGUUAUGAGAACUUCAGUCGGACUAGUGCAUCUUCUUGCUUGUUUGUUGGAACCCUUUAUGCCAUCAUUUUCUCUUGAAGUUUUUAAGCAGCUUGAUUUGCCUCCUGAGACGCACAUAUUGCUUUAUGAUGAUAAAGGAGAUAUUGCUAGCGCAAGACGGCCUUGGGAGAUUGUACCUAUUGGUCACAAGAUCGGGAAACCAGAGCCGUUGUUCAAGGAAUUGAAAGAUGAAGAAGUGGAAUCCUUGAGGAAGAAGUUUGCUGGAAGUCAAGCGGAUAGGAAGGAGAGGGAAGAAGCUGAAGCAGUAAAGGUGGCUGCACAACUCAAGAAAAUGAAAGUUUCAGACAACAGUGGAAAGAAAAAGCAACAGGCCACGAAAUCUGCAGCUGAAGCAGAGAUUUCCAUUUCUAGACUUGAUAUUCGUGUUGGCCUCAUUACUAAAGCUCAGAAGCAUCCUGAUGCUGAUUCGCUUUAUGUAGAAGAGAUUGAUGUUGGUGAAGGACAGACUAGAACAGUCGUGAGUGGCCUUGUCAAGUAUAUACCUAUUGAAGAAAUGCAGAACCGGAAGGUCUGUGUUCUUUGCAAUCUGAAGCCAGCAACCAUGCGGGGUAUUAAAUCACAAGCAAUGGUUCUUGCUGCUUCGAACAGUGACCACACCACGGUUGAAUUGGUUGAUCCGCCAAAAGCUGCUCAAGUUGGCGAGAGAGUUACAUUUCCAGGGUUUGUGGGUGAGCCUGAUGAGGUGUUGAACCCCAAGAAGAAGGUGUGGGAGACCUUGCAAGUAGAUCUGCACACUAACACUGACCUAGUGGCCUGCUAUAGAGAUAUUCCGCUUACAACAUCAGCUGGUGUUUGCACUGUAUCCUCUAUUCGUGGCGGGUCAAUUAGAUAGAUUAGAAGAUAAUUAAUUAUUUCUAGAGGUUGAAUAGGAAAAGAAAAGAACAAUAAAUUUUAGAUUUUUUGCUCAUGGCUUCCAUUGUUUGUGGAUUAAGAGUAUUUUUCUUCAUCCUUUUUUGGCUGUAAAAUGGUCAUUUGAAAAACCUGCCAAAGAAUUUUUGCUCAUGGAUAGAAACUACUUUUGAUCCUCUCGUCUCUUGCGUAAAAAAGGAAAUGUAUUUAAAAAAAUUAGGAUUUGAAAUAAAUCUGCAGGGUUAAUCGUUU
Prunus dulcis (almond) is the source of this 2839-nucleotide messenger RNA. RefSeq names its product probable methionine--tRNA ligase. NCBI's taxonomy places the organism in Eukaryota, Viridiplantae, Streptophyta, Magnoliopsida, Rosales, Rosaceae. The transcript is spliced from 18 exons. Gene Ontology annotation, molecular function: ATP binding; methionine-tRNA ligase activity; tRNA binding. Bases 84 to 2570 code for a protein of 828 amino acids. The record is from RefSeq and is a predicted model, not a curated record. Gene Ontology annotation, biological process: methionyl-tRNA aminoacylation. Gene Ontology annotation, cellular component: aminoacyl-tRNA synthetase multienzyme complex; cytosol.